AUGAGCAGGAAGUCAGUGGACUCUGCAGACACAGACGACUCGGACCCUGACACUGUCAAGAAGUCGGCCAAGAAGAAGGCCAUCAGAUCCUCAUCCAACAAGGUCCUCUAUGACCUUCUGGCGCGGAAGGAUAGUGAUAUCCAGGAGUUGACCGUCAGGCAACAUAAAGUUAAGCUCUUAACCUGGCAGAAGUUUAUCGUCCCUGAUAUUGGCUACGACGGCGCCAUUGGCCUCAGGCCUGCGGGAUGGAAGCCGCCAAAUCCUAAACAACGACGAACAGCUAAAAAAAACAAGGAUAUUGAAGAGUGGAUACCAGAGUCGUCUUCCAAGGAGCAGGACUUACAGGUAUGGACCCCUGAUGAUGCUGACGCAGCGAUAGCCCGAUCAGAGGAGCUGGAGUAUGAGGAGCACGAGGAUGAGGAUGAGACAGUUGCUGCUGCAGUGGGUGAGGUCGUAGAUGUCGACAUGGAAAUCGUCGUAGGCAAUAUGCAGAUAAGAGACUAG
Molecule: messenger RNA, 504 nt
Organism: Linnemannia hyalina
Lineage: Eukaryota; Fungi; Mortierellomycota; Mortierellomycetes; Mortierellales; Mortierellaceae
Source: the annotation of a GenBank genome assembly